Messenger RNA from Dendronephthya gigantea, 1440 nucleotides. Its product is annotated as bromodomain-containing protein DDB_G0280777-like. The record is from RefSeq and is a predicted model, not a curated record. NCBI's taxonomy places the organism in Eukaryota, Metazoa, Cnidaria, Anthozoa, Malacalcyonacea, Nephtheidae. The transcript is spliced from 4 exons. Bases 25 to 1440 code for a protein of 471 amino acids.
ACAACAGUUCUCAAAGAGCUAUGAAUGUGCAUGGCCAACCGCCAGAAUAGUAAUCGAUUCAGUGGUACUCCAUCAAAGUUGCCAAAUCCACCUGUGGCCUCCAGCGCCGCUCAGCAAACCCUGUUAGCAGCUGCUUCGCAGAGAAGUGAUUGUGACUCAACAUCCAGUCUUAGUCGCCAAAGUUCACUUGGUGUUUCAAGUUCAAAUCAAGAACUCGCCAGUGGAAACCCUGUUCAUGAUGUUAUCGACAAGCCAUCUAGUCUAAACCGAGGAAAUAUCCAACGGCCAAAUGUCAUCCAAGCGCCUGUAGUCAACAACAUUCCUUCCUCAAACCAGAUUCCUGACCAGCACUUGCAACAGACUGCCCCUACUUCUGGGACCAUGACCGGUCUCCCCCAGAACUCCUUCACGCACCCUGACGCCAGCCACUCUGCAGUGCGUGCCGGGUUGCCUCAGAGCGAGCAUGCUCGGAUGCGUGAAGGUAGUGGUGGGGGAAUGGUCCCUGAGUAUGGUGGCGCAGAUGGUCAUGUUGGUCAUCCUGUUGCUACCAGUGCUGGUUAUGGUUCUGGCCAGAGUGAAGGUAUGGUUUCCUCGAGUGAAGAGCAACAGCAUCAGUUGUUAUACCAACAGCAACAAUUGCAGUACAAGCAACAACAGUACGAACAAAUGCUGUUUCAAGAUGAGGUCAGCUCGCAAAAUCAGCACCUGCGAGGAGCACACAUGAACGUACAGCGACAAAGGUCUGAACCGAAUCAGUUUACUCAACAACAUAAUUUGCAACAGCUACAACAGUUGCAACAGCAACAACAGUUGCAGCAGCAACAACAGUUGCAGGCACAGGAGUACCAGCAGAAUAUUCAACAUCAAAAAGUGGAAAGGCAAAUUAGCGGGCAAUACCCACAGCAAGUUAGCAGCAAUGUUAAUCUACAGUAUUCAACCAACGAUACUGAUCAAUGGCAGCAGCAUGGCAACACUGAUACACAGUAUGAAGAUUUUGAUUCAGAGGAGGAAUGCAAUCGAUAUUAUGAUGAGAGCAGGAAGUGGUUCUGGUCUUUCAAAAGAGAACGGUGGAUCCGUGCAGAGAACAGGCGAGAAAGCCAGUAUGAUGAUCAACGAUAUCACAGAUCUGACUCGAGAAGAAGUCGCAAUCGUGAGCGAAGAAGAGAGAGCCAGGGUAGAAGACGAACAGACUACAACGACCGAGCAUAUUAUGAUAAAUAUUAUCGUGAUUCUUAUGAUCGGGAUUACCAUCGCGGGGAGUCUGGCUCUAGCGGGUCCAGUGGUGAUAGUCAGCGGCGUAAACAGCGGCGUGAUUCUCGUUCAGGACGAUCAUCUCGCACCGAGUCUCCACGUUCAGUUUCAUCACGAUCGAGCUCGCGGGCUCGACGAAGUAACAACCGUCACUCGAAACGAACGGUCUACGACUAUGAAGAUUCGUAA